Austrofundulus limnaeus is the source of this 2151-nucleotide messenger RNA. RefSeq names its product tyrosinase. The transcript has 5 exons. Lineage: Eukaryota; Metazoa; Chordata; Actinopteri; Cyprinodontiformes; Rivulidae. The record is from RefSeq and is a predicted model, not a curated record. Gene Ontology annotation, molecular function: tyrosinase activity. Gene Ontology annotation, biological process: pigmentation; melanin biosynthetic process. Bases 205 to 2016 code for a protein of 603 amino acids.
AUACCAUAAUGGCAGGAAAAACAGUUGAUUUUUGACUGCUUGCAUGCCUCUGUGUGUACACAAAGACUUAACCUGUUCGUAUUAAUUUGGUUUUCACAAAUAAGAAGGAUUAGACAAUGUGGUUCAAACUUUAAGCUGCUAAAACGUCCAAUCAGGUACGAUGAAACAAACAGAGCAUUUGUCACAAGAUUUCGUGUCAAAGUCAUGUUUCUUGUCUGCAAGUCUCAGAUGUUUGGCUGCUUGAGGCUAGGGUUAACUUUGGGGGGUUUGCAGCAUGUGACUGUGGGGUGGGGAGGUGGAGUGGAGCUCAAGGAAUUUUCCCACUUAGGGAAUUUCUUGGCUCAUUUCAUUUCGAGCACCUACCGUCCCUGUGCUGCUGCGAUGUGGCGASUAAAAGCUGUGGUUUUCUUGUUGUGUCUGGUCCCCACCUACCAACAGUUUCCCCGUCUUUGCACGACCCCAGAAGUCCUGCGGACCAAGGAGUGCUGCCCACCUUGGGAGGGCGAUGGCUCGGCUUGUGGGGCCAGGUCAGGCAGAGGUUCCUGCGAGGAUGUGGUGGUCUCGGAACAGCCCGAUGGACCACAGUACCCCUUCUCUGGCUUGGACGACCGGGAGAAGUGGCCCUUGGUUUUCUACAACCGGACCUGUCAGUGUGCCGGGAACUUUAUGGGGUUUAACUGCGCGGACUGUAAGUUUGGCUACUUUGGGGAGAACUGUAACGAGAGAAGAGAGUCUCUGAGGAGGAACAUUUUUCACCUGACCAGAGCUGAGCGAAACAGACUCGUAUCUUAUCUGAACCUGGCCAAGCAGACGGUCAGCAGGGACUACGUUGUAGCGACGGGGACCUACAGGGAGAUGGAGAACGGCUCCAACCCCAUGUUUGCUGAUGCGUCCGUGUAUGACGUGUUUGUGUGGCUGCAUUACUAUGUGUCCCGGAAUGCAUUGCUGGGCGGACCGGGGAACGUGUGGACCGAUGUGGACUUUGGUCACUGGGCCCCUGCGUUCCCCCCCUGGCACCGCGCGUACCUGCUGCAUUGGGAACAUGAGAUCAGAAAGCUGACCGGAGACGAAAGUUUCUCCAUUCCUUACUGGGACUGGAGAGAUGCCCGGGACUGUGAUGUGUGCACGGAUGAGCUGAUGGGAGGCAGGAGCCCCGUGGACCCCUCUCUUAUCAGCCCGAGUUCUGUCUUUUCCUCUUGGAAAGUUCUGUGCUCUCGGGCUGAAGAGUACAGUACCAGAGGCAUUUUGUGUGAUGCCAGUGACGAAGGCCCACUGCGCCGCAACCCUGGGAACCACGAUCGCAAUCUGGUGGAAAGAUUACCAACAUCAGCAGAUGUGGAGUUCACGCUCAGUCUCCCGAACUACGACACCGGCGCAAUGGACCGCAGCGCCAACAUGAGCUUCAGGAACACUCUGGAAGGAUUCGGGGACCCGCAGACCGGRUUGGGYAACAGUCCUCGYUUGGGGAUGCACGCUUCUCUUCAUGUGUUCAUGAAUGGAUCCAUGUCAUCAGUGCAGGGCUCUGCAAAUGACCCCAUAUUUAUGCUUCACCAUGCUUUUGUGGACAGCCUCUAUGAGCAGUGGCUAAGGAGGCACAGACCAUCUCCAUCUCAGUAUCCAGAGUCUAAUGCUCCAAUAGGSCACAACAGUGACUACCACAUGGCACCGUUACUGCCUCUGCACAGAAACAAAGAGUACUUUAUUUCCAGCAAAGAGCUUGGAUAUGAGUACUCCCACUUGCUUAAUGCCAACCAAAGGCUUGCAGAAUCCUUGCGUCCCUACCUGGAUGACCUGCAGGGUGUGUGGCUGGGCCUGCUGCUCGCAGGACUUUGUGGAGGAGUGGUGACCGCUAUUAUUGCUGUUGCCGUCCUGCUUGUGAAACGUCGAUCCAAAGGAACGCUGUGGCGCUCUGGCAAAAGUUGGAGAACAAUGUCUGCUCUUCCAGAGACCCAGCCGCUCAUCUGGAGCAACGAAACAGAAGAAAGCAAUCCCCGCAGCUAUCAAACAACCAUGUGAAAACACAUGYUGUGCAAGGAUGUACCGACAGUUAACUCAGUUCAUAUCAAUAUAUUUAAAUAGGUAUUAAACUGAGCAUGUGAGACCUUCUACAGUGUUGUAUUAUUCAAUAAAUGGAGAAUGAAUUCUGCAAAA